This is a messenger RNA of Trichoderma atroviride IMI 206040, 682 nucleotides long. RefSeq names its product 60S ribosomal protein eL34. Lineage: Eukaryota; Fungi; Ascomycota; Sordariomycetes; Hypocreales; Hypocreaceae. Gene Ontology annotation, molecular function: structural constituent of ribosome. Gene Ontology annotation, cellular component: ribosome. The record is from RefSeq and is a predicted model, not a curated record. Gene Ontology annotation, biological process: translation.
CAAAUCUCGAAAUUCCUCUUCCCUUGGUGAGAUACUCAGAACAACCACCGAGCACCACCAGCAACAAUGGCGUCCCACCGAGUCACCUACCGCCGCCGUAACGGCUACAACACCCGCUCCAACCGGACCCGAGUCAUCAAGACUCCCGGUGGUGACCUCCGAGUUCUGCACAUCAAGAAGCGCGGAACCGUCCCCAAGUGCGGUGACUGCGGCUCCAAGCUCUCUGGUAUUCCCGCUCUCCGCCCCCGCGAGUACUCCCAGAUCUCCAAGCCCCAGAAGACCGUCCAGCGAGCCUACGGCGGUUCCCGAUGCGGUAACUGCGUCCGCGACAGAAUCGUCCGCGCUUUCCUGAUCGAGGAGCAGAAGAUUGUCAAGAAGGUCAUGAAGGAGCAGGAGGCUAGCCAGAAGAAGAAAUAAACAAAGUCCUUUUUUUUUAGAAUCUUGGGAAGAAAAGAGAUAAAACAAGCCCAUUUCGACUUGCUGGAAUUUGUCUUUCUGUGUGCGCGGGAAUGGCAAGGAACUCUUUUGGGGGGUUUGGUUCAUUGCUAUGGUGUUCAUUAGGGCAAAAAUAUCGGACUGCAUGAUACAUUACGGCCGAGCCGAACCCAUGGCCGGUCUGCUGCUGUCUUUAGGACUGCUUGCCCGCUUGGUGAUCUGAAUGGAAACGAACAUCAAGUUGGUA